Molecule: messenger RNA, 1188 nt
Organism: Eremomyces bilateralis CBS 781.70
Lineage: Eukaryota; Fungi; Ascomycota; Dothideomycetes; Eremomycetales; Eremomycetaceae
Product: kinase-like protein
Exons: 4
Coding region: 1-1188 (395 amino acids)
Biological process (GO): protein phosphorylation
Cellular component (GO): cytoplasm
Molecular function (GO): ATP binding; protein serine/threonine kinase activity
Source: RefSeq, a predicted model, not a curated record
AUGUCUUUUAAAGGUUCGAAUCCAGGAUUCUCUGUCAAUUGCCUCCUUCCUAGCCAGCGGACGGAGUUUGCAACCGCUCAAACCCUGGUUAUCACCCCAUCGAUAGAUCCUGAAAGAGGUGGAAAAGGUCAACGUCAGUACUUUCAACCGGGCGAGCGUCUUCCAUUCAAAGCGAUACGUAUUCUCGGCUCAGGAAGCUUCUCGCAGGUUGACUUCGUUCGCAGCUUGAACACCCCCCGAAAUUACGCACGUAAACGGGUACUUCGCGCCACCUUCUUCAGAGAAGAGCAAACGGAACAUAUGAAGCAGUUCAUCGCGGAGAUCGAAAUCCUAAAACGCCUUUACCACCGACACGUGGUAAAGUUUGUGGGGAGUUACACCGAUUCCAAAUACCUAGGUUUGAUUAUAUAUCCAGUUGCCGAAAUGAACCUAAUUACCUAUCUUUCUUGCGCCGAUACAGCUAGAUAUGGCGAACUGCGUACCUUCUUCGGUUGUCUCCCGACGGCCCUUGAGUUUCUACAUGAGCAAAAGAUUCGGCACAAGGACAUCAAGCCAGCGAAUAUCUUGGUUUAUGGCGGAAAAGUCUUGUUUACGGACUUCGGGAUAUCGCGCGACUUUACGGAUGCAGCAGGCAGUACUACGUUCGGCACAGUCAAUUGGAGCACGGCGCGGUACUGUGCGCCAGAAGUGGCUGACCGUGAAUCUCGAAAUACAUCGUCUGAUAUCUGGAGCUUAGGUGUUGUCUUCCUUGAGAUGGUCGCGGUACUUAAGGGCAGAGCAGUUGAAGUAAACUCAGGACAUGCUCAUACCACAGCGAAAGAAGCGUCCAACCGCGGCCGCGCUGGUGGCAUCUAUUAUUGCGGCAGGACGUGGAGUGCAGACCGGGCAACUCCCAACACGAAGUCGCUGGAGCGAGGAAGUGCGAUGGAUACCACUGGCAAAGGAUUGUUGGCGAACGAGCUGGUAUUAUCGAUCAACACGACAUUCGAGACCGUAUGGCAGACACACGAGGCAUGGACAGGGUAUUUUAUAGAAGAUCGGGGGUAUGUGAUGUUCGGAAAAGUCAAUACUAACAUCGCCGCAUAUGCUAUCGAAAAGGAGAGAGUUGCUCUGUGGCUUGGACCCAACACACCUACAGUAGUAUCAGGUCAACCCAUAGUCAAAGAAGCGGGCGCCCGACCCCGAUAG